AUGGGUAUUGUAAUGGUAAGUCCACCAUUAGCAGCUGGUGAAUUGAAUCGACCACUUGUUGGAGAGAGUGAACGCAUAAUAAUUGCAUUAUGCUCACGUUGUUAUCAAAUACCUUAUGCUAUGUGUUGUGUUUCAAUUGAUGAAAUUGAUUCAUUAGCACCGAAACGUGAUCAAGAUUCAAGUGAAGGCAAAGUAGAUAAGAUCUCUGUGCUUUUAUCUCUAAUUGAAGGUAUCAAAGAUAUACCCAAUCUAAUGAUCUUAAGUGCUACUAAUCGUUUACAUAUGAUGGAUGAAGCAUUUUUACGUCGUAUGUCAGGUAAAUUUUUUGUUUGUCGUCCAUCAUCAAAUGCACGUCUUAGUAUCCUUCGAAAAAUACCAUUUUGGGCGCUUGAACCAGAAGUACUCGAUCGACUUUCAAUUGCUACAACAAACUUUAGUGGAGCUGCUGUCAAAGCAUUGACUCGAGCAAUCACUGUUAAAUGUAUUAAAAUGAAGUGUUCAGAACCGAUGGCUGAAAGUGAAGCACUUCAACUAGCCAAUCUUAUAGCUCAACAAUAUCAAGUAUUUAUUGAUAGUGAAACAUUACCUAGUUUACUUUUACGUAAUCAAUUUAUUGAAACUAAUCAUCAUAUUCAUCAAUUACCAACAAGUUUGAAGUAUACAGGACGUAUGAUUGUUGAUUUACAAAAUCAACGUAUACGUAUCGAAUUAAUUACAAAAAAAGUUAAUACAAACAAUAAUCAAUUAUCAGUUGUCGAACGUAAAUUAUAUCCAAAUGAAACUAACGUUCAAACUCUACUUGAACGUUUAACAGCAUAUGGAAAGAAUCGUAACGUUCAACUUCUUCAAUUAAUUGAUCUUAAUUUACUUGCUUCACAAGGUGCUUACGAUGAAAGAAAAGUUUAUGAAACAUUAAAAGAUCGUUAUGAUGAAUGUGUUUCUUAUUCACGUUCAAUGAUUGUCUAUGAUCUAGAUGCAUUAGUCGGUAUAAAUAAAUCACAAUCAUAUUCGAAUAUGGGUCAAUCAAUUUCAUGUUCAGUACACAAUCGAAGUAUAUAUACAUAUGUACUUUCUCGAUUUCGUGAUCGAACUAUGGAAGAUAUUCAAGAAGAUAAAAUUGAUAAUGUUGAACGAUGGGCAAUAGCUGUAAUUCGUGAACCAUUUCUGUUACGUCAAUUUUCUGAAGAAGCACAAUUUCUAUUUAAAAAAAUGUUCUUUUAA
Molecule: messenger RNA, 1221 nt
Organism: Rotaria sp. Silwood2
Lineage: Eukaryota; Metazoa; Rotifera; Eurotatoria; Philodinida; Philodinidae
Source: the annotation of a GenBank genome assembly